Messenger RNA from Lichtheimia ornata, 1818 nucleotides. RefSeq lists its product as uncharacterized. NCBI's taxonomy places the organism in Eukaryota, Fungi, Mucoromycota, Mucoromycetes, Mucorales, Lichtheimiaceae. The transcript has 10 exons. The record is from RefSeq and is a predicted model, not a curated record. The coding region runs from base 1 to 1818 and encodes 605 amino acids. Gene Ontology annotation, cellular component: spliceosomal complex.
AUGAAUAUCGAUGAAAUGUUCAAGAUCCCGUCCAUCCCUAGUGGACGCAACAAGCGCAAAAUGCCUGCAACUCCCGAUGUCGCCUUUCUUGAAAGUUACAGCGCCAAUUCAGAUACUCAAGCUGAAAGCAGCAGCGAUGCAGCACGCAAACGAAGAAACGUGACGAUUGAGGAUGAAGACGAAGAUACAGCGGGUAUGGAAUAUGGCGUACAAGACGUGGUGGAAGAAGAUGAUGAAGAAGGCCGUUUCUUUGGAGGAGGAUUGACGGAUGAACAAAGUCGAUUAUUGGAUCUUGUGGAUCAAUACGAAGAUGACGAGACUGAAGCAUUGUCGGCAACAUCGGUCAAAAAGAUGAUCCUUAAAUUUGAAAAGGCUAUCAACAAGAACCAAGACCAACGCGUACGAUACGCCGAUCAACCUGAAAAGUUUAUGGAAUCAGAAGCCGACUUGGAUGAGGAGGUCAAGAACUUGCUGACACUUACUCAGGCACCCCACUUGUAUCCUGAGCUUGUCAAACUUGGAAGUGUCACUUCUAUCAUAUCCUUGCUGAGUCACGAGAACACUGAUAUCGCCAUUGACGCCAUUGAUCUUAUCAACGAGUUGACGGAUGAAGAUGUCGGCUUAGCAGAAGAUGAAUUGGAAAGAUCCGAAGAAGCAACAAAUGGUGUCAAGACUUUGGUGGAUGCCCUGCUUGAAAAUGAGAUGCUUGAACUCCUGGUUCAAAACUUGGGACGUCUUGAUGAGAAUGAAGAAGCUGAUCGACAAGGUGUUUUCAAAAUCUUGGGCAUCCUUGAAAAUUUGCUUGGUCUUGAUCCUCAGCUGGCCGAACGUAUUGCUUUGAAGACUGAAUUUCUACCAUGGUUGUUGAAACGCAUACAAACCAAGGGCUAUGAUUCCAAUCGUGGUUACGCAAGUGAAAUAUUGUCCAUCCUAUUACAAGAUAGCCGAGAUAUUCGAUUGAAGCUUGGAGAAUUGGAAGGCAUUGAUAUCCUCUUACGAGCAUUAUCGAGCUAUAGAAAGAAGGAUCCUGAGGAUGAUGAUGAAACAGAGAUGGUGGAGAACUUUUUCAACGCCCUAUGUUCCAUGUUGAAUGAACCGGAAUCCAAGCAACAAUUUUUGGAGGGUGAAGGUGUCGAGCUCAUGGUCAUCAUGCUAAAAGAACGAACAUUGGCACGCAUUCGAGCUAUGAAGGCCUUGAACUAUGCAUUGAGCGGCGAGGCGGGUCGAGGAAACUGUUUACGCUUUGUCGAAGCUAUGGGUCUCAAAGUGCUAUUCCCCAUUUUCAUGGGCAAGGGCAUCAAAAAGCUUAAAAAGACGCAUAGCAAGUCAUUUGUGGAAACCGAAGAUGAAGAGCACACAAUGUGCAUUAUCCUGUCAUUAAUGCGCAACCUAUCACGAGAAGACGUGGGACGACUACGACUGAUCCGGAAAUUCACUGACGACGACUAUGAAAAGGUGGACCGAUUAUUGGAAAUGAAGGAGUUUUAUGAAUCCAGAGACAACCGAGUACGAGAAGAGAUUGAAAAGGAUUCCAAGGACCUGGACGAUGAAGAACGAGAAGAGAUGCAAGAAGAAUUCUAUUUACGACGAUUGGAUGCUGGUCUUUUUACGCUUCAACGUGUUUGUUUGGUGAUUGCGGCGCUAUGUAAAGAAGAUGAAGGUGUCAAGACAAGGACAAUGAUGUUGCUCAAAAGACAAGGAAGCGAGAUAUCAAGUAUAUUCAGGAUCAUAGAGGAGGAGACCGCUCUUAUGGCCGACUUUAGCUACUUGCAGCGUAUGGCAGCUGGUGGAGCAGUAGAGCCUGAUGCCCAGCGAUAA